AUGCCUCUCUCAUACAACGUCACUCUGAAGCCCGACGCCUCUCCGGAAAAGCUUGAAGCUGCCAAGGAGGAGGCUAUUGGCAAGGGCGGUACUAUCCAGCAUGAGUACAGCCUGAUCAAGGGCUUCGUGUUCGUCACCCGUCACGACAUUAUACUUCUUUGGGCAUAUUUACUCUCUCUUGUUAGAUUCAACGCUAACACUUCAUCUCCUUCUAGUGUCGAGUUCCCUGAUGACCACGUCGAUACCCUGGAGUCCAACGACCACGUCCACGUCGAGAAAGAUGCCGAGGUCAAGACCCAGUAA
Messenger RNA from Penicillium cataractarum, 303 nucleotides. RefSeq lists its product as uncharacterized. Lineage: Eukaryota; Fungi; Ascomycota; Eurotiomycetes; Eurotiales; Aspergillaceae. The record is from RefSeq and is a predicted model, not a curated record. The transcript has 3 exons. Bases 1 to 303 code for a protein of 100 amino acids.